AUGGUCUUGCAGUGUUCUGGAUCCUCUCUAAUCAGCCGGGUUUUUUUUAACGAAGAUGGAAAGGCACGGGAUGUCUAUGCAUGUUUCUAUCCAGGAACGAAUAACAAUACGUCUAAUAAUAAUGGUACUACGAAGAAAAUGUCUCUCGAAGAGUUUCUGGGGAAUGACACUCUAGGCGAGUCGGUAUGGGACGAGGAGGACAUUAACUUGGAUGCUAUAAGCAACACCACGAAUAUCGAUAUCCUGAAACAAACCAAGGCUGGCGGCGAGCAUCAACGCGAUGGCCAUCAGCAAGGCCCGCACGGCAGUCAAGGGCCUAUGGGCAGAUCGCGUUUCCCCAAUUCUGCAUCCUUCGGUGGUGGAAACAUGGGAGAUUUCGCAAACCAUCACCACCCACUGCAGCAGCAGCAGCAGCAGCAGGGCCCCCCUUACAUUGUUAAGUUCUCCGAUUUACCACCGAGAUUUUCCAACUUCGACAUUGAAGAUCUUUUCCAGGCAAAGUUUACCAAGUUUAUCAAGUUCAAAUUGUUUUGGGAGGUAAACAAGAACCCUAGUAUUUCGACUUUGAAGUCAGGCUCGGUCUUCGACCAGAAUUUCAAACAUGACUCGAAAGUGGCAUUUGUCGAAUUGUAUUCAUCUCGUGAUAUGGACAAGAUUUUGAACUAUUGGACUACUCCGUUGAAGGAAAUUUACCAUAUCACUAUAGCGCCCGCGGAAUUUGAUGAUUUCAAAGACUACAGUGCAAAGGUGAAAUUGUUGACAGACCCCAAAGACGAUGCCGGCAAACCAUUCAUUGUCAAGACCCAGAGAUCAAAAUCCAAUCCUUUUGGAAGCGCCAGGCCCGUUGAUACACAGUCCAAAAUUUUGGACAUCGAAGAGAAAAUGGAAAAUUUACACGUGGAAGAUACAACAACUUUGAGAGCAUCUUUGGUCUCCGACAGUGAUGGCAAGUCCUUGGCAACACCAGCUCCUACAACGGCAGCAACAGCAGGCGGCAAGAUCACAAUCUUGAAAAAACAACCACUUACGGGCGAAGAAUCAACUUCUACAACCCCGACUCCAAAACCUUUGAGCUAUUCGGAAGUGGUGGAGAGAUCUGUGGUCAACGAAACUUCGAAGAAAAGUACUCCCUUAAGCAAGAUUGGUACUCCAGCUUCAGAUUUACAAUCCACCGAUAAAUCAGACAACUUUGAAGGGGACGAUAGACAAGGUUCUGAGAAAUACGAAAAUGAUAAAAUCCAAUCGGACGCCUCAGGUGGUAAUGGCAUAGAUGCGGAUACUGGUAAACAAUUUACUUUCAAGAACGUGGAAAGAGACCAAAACACAGGUAGAACCAAGUACAACGGUAACCAAAAUAAUAGUAAUAAUGGCAAUUUCAGAGGAAAUAACAGAUAUCGCGGAGGUGCUAACAGCGGCAAUUAUAGAGGUGGUAACAGUAGUCGUGGUAAUCGUGGUGGGAAUCGCGGUGGUAAUUCUUACAACAACAAUAAUAACACUGGUGAUGAUGAUAAUAAUAAUAAUACUAAUAAUACUAAUAAUAAUGGCUCAAGAUAUCAUGAUCGACAGAACAAUGGAGAUGGAGCUGUGAACUCAGAGUCGACGGCAGAUGCCACAGGGCACAACAACAACGACUUUUCAAACUCAGUAUCCAAUACACAACAAUACUCCAUCUUCAAACCAGCUAGCGGGUUCCUUGGCCAAAGUAAUAAUGAUUCUAUGAGAAAUUCCGGACGCGGUAACUAUAGCAAUAACGGUGGUAUGAACGGAGCUUCAAGGGGAAGAGGAUCCGGUAGAGGAAGAGGAUUCGGUAGAGGUACGUACAACAAUCGCGGCGGUCGUGGCGGACGUGGCAACAAUGGCGGCUACUCCAAUUACAACUCUAAUUCAACAGAUACGUCUCAACGAUCAUGA
Molecule: messenger RNA, 1911 nt
Organism: Saccharomyces eubayanus
Lineage: Eukaryota; Fungi; Ascomycota; Saccharomycetes; Saccharomycetales; Saccharomycetaceae
Gene: PSP2
Product: Psp2p
Exons: 1
Coding region: 1-1911 (636 amino acids)
Source: RefSeq, a predicted model, not a curated record